Molecule: messenger RNA, 1809 nt
Organism: Aplysia californica (California sea hare)
Lineage: Eukaryota; Metazoa; Mollusca; Gastropoda; Aplysiida; Aplysiidae
Product: piggyBac transposable element-derived protein 4-like
Exons: 1
Coding region: 1-1809 (602 amino acids)
Source: RefSeq, a predicted model, not a curated record
AUGUCAUAUUCUGAUGAAAGCAUUGGAUUUUCUGAAGGCAGUGAUGCUUCAGCCUCCUGGAUUAGUUGUGCCAUAUCUGUAUCAAGUGAGGAAAGUAAUAAAAGUGAUACUGAUCUGCCAGGACCUUUGACAAGAAAGGUCAGAUCCAGACCAAGCAGUAGUCUAGGCACAGAAGGUGUUUCGAGUACCUCUAAAGGACCAGAGAGGGGAAGAAAACGAAGUGGUGCUGUCAAAGAGGGGCGUGUCCCCACAGCAAACUUGAGUUGGGAGUUUUAUGACAAAGACGAUCCAUACGAAGUUGAAUGGAUACCUGACUUCAAUCAGCAGCCUGGGCCAUUGAUAGACACCACAGGCUUUACUGAAGAAGAACUUUUCAGUAUUUUUUUCCCCCUUGCUGCAUUCGAACUCAUGGUUGAACAAACAAACAAAUACGCCAGCACCCAUCUCCACAAGAACAAGUUUUAUGAAAAGCGUUGGAAAGACGUUACUGUUGAAGAAAUGAAAGCUUUUGUAGGUUUGCAAGUUGCUAUGGGCCUAUACCCUAGACCAGCUUUACUGGAUCACUGGGCAAGCUUUUGGCUCGACGAGACGAAAUUUGGACUCGUUAUGAGUCGUCACAGGUAUCAGAUGAUUCAAACCUGUUUACAUUUUUUGGAUAAUGCUGCCUGGAUUCCAAGGGGACAAGAUGGCUUUGAUCCUUUAGCUAAGAUUCAGCCAUUGCUUGAUAUCACAGGCCCUACCUAUCCACUGGCUUACUAUCCCCACAGACAACUUGCUGUUAAUGAAUCAGUGGCAAGAUUCAAAGGACGAAUUCACACACGGCAGUACAUUAUGUCAGACAAACUUACCAAACAUGGCAUCAGAAUUUUCAGUUUAUGUGAUGCAGUGAACAGGUACAUGUUGAAAUUUAUGGUGUCCUCAAGCGAGGAACGCUUUCAAGUUGAGGGUGACAACUUUGCCUGUUUUAUGGUGAAAGAGCUCGUCAAAGACUACAUCGACAAAGGUCAUGUACUCUACACUGAUCAUUUUUUUACCUACCCCUCGCUUGUACAGUGGCUGAAAGGGAACAGCACUGGUGCAGUGGGCACAGUGCUUGAGAGCAGACCUGAUUUUCCUCCUUAUCACAAGGGAAUUAAUCUAGCUUUGAAGAAAGGAGACAGUCCUGUGUUCUCUCGGAGUGGUGAGAUAGUGUGCGUGACCUGGCAUGACGCAAAGAGGUGCAGUCUGAUGAGCACCAUCCACACUGACAAUACAGUGGACAAACUGGUCCGGAAACGUGGAGCUCCAGGAGGCUUUAGGACAGUAGAAAAGCCAGUUAUCGCGGAGGAUUACAAUGGUUUCAUGGGAGGGGUCGACUAUUUCGACCAAGUGACCAAAAACUGUGAAUACCCUCACAGAAACUGUAAGUGGUACCACGCUUUAUAUCAUUUUGUUAAAGAAGUGGCAAUGGUGAAUGCUUUUGCUCUGUAUAAAGCAAAACAGAGCAAAGAAACAUUUGCUAAAGAUUUCAGAAAUGCUCUGAUCGAUCAGCUAGUCUCUCCCCACAUGAAGAACUAUCAGAGAGCAAGGCAAGCUAGACCAAACCCUGCAGCCCCAAGAUUGUCGGCUGCUGAGUCUCUGCAUUUUCCCAGGAAAUACACUGAUCCAAAACAUAGACCUAGGUGCAGAGUGUGUGCUCCUGCAAACAUUAGAGCUCAAACACGGCACUACUGUCCUUCGUGUGAUGUGGCACUAUGUAUUGACAACUGUUUCGAACUUUACCACACGAAAUCGGAUUAUGUCACUGCUCGUCGGGCUUUGGCCCAGUAA